CUUCAAGUUGGCAGGCCCAGUGCCGGGGGCCAUCUUUAUUUCUGGCAGGUCAGCUGACUUGGACUAGAUCAGGGCCAACACGUAGGCGACAGCCCUUUUCUCUAGGGAGCGGAUGAGGCCCUCCCUGCACACACUUCCCAUCUCUCCGCGCGCGCCCCCGCCUUCUCGGUGAGCCUGUUUGGCGGGAAGUUGGCUUAGUUGGCCUACCUGUGGCUCGGCGCGUUCCCUGGUCCCCGCCUUGUUUCUCCCCAGAGGCUUCUCAUCCUCCCUCGGUGAUCUCGGCGUAGGGCAUAGUACCCCAUCUCACGGAGGACGCGAUGGCUCCCAGGAAACGCCCAGAAACCCAGAAGACCCCCGAGGUGGUUGUGCGUCCCAAGAGCAAGAGGAACAGAAGCCCCCGGGAGCUGGAACCCGAGGCCAAGAAGCUCUGUGUGAAGGGCCCCGGUACUGCCUGCGCCUGCUGCUUUAAUAAUUCUGCCAUUUGGGGUUCUCACGCAGGAGGCUGGAGUGGGGGUUCUAGCAGAAGAUUUGACUCAGGCUGCCUUUGGGCGGGGUUGGCUAGCCUGCGGGUCUCGGCAUCAUGCAGCAGCAUCGUCAGGGCCCUCCACCAGCAUAAGCUGGGCAGAGCUACCUGGCCAUCACUACAGCAGGGUCUUCAGCAGUCCUUUUUGCACUCUCUGGCUUCUUACCGGAUAUUCCAAAAGGCUGCCCCUUUUGACAGGAGGGCCACAUCCCUGGCAUGGCACCCAGCUCACCCCAGCACCGUGGCUGUGGGUUCCAAAGGGGGAGAUAUCAUGCUCUGGAACUUUGGCAUAAAGGACAAACCCACCUUCAUUAAAGGGAUUGGAGCUGGAGGCAGCAUCACUGGGCUGAAGUUUAACCCUCUCAAUACCAACCAGUUUUUCACCUCCUCAAUGGAGGGAACCACUAGGCUGCAAGACUUUAAAGGCAACACUCUCCGAGUUUUUGCCACCUCAGACACCUGCAACAUCUGGUUUUGCAGCCUGGAUGUGUCUGUCAAAAGCCGAGUGGUGGUCACAGGAGACAAUGUGGGGCAUGUGAUCCUGCUGAACAUGGAUGGCAGGGAGGUGCGUUCCCUGAAGCCAGGUCCUCCCCCUACCUCCCUGACCCCCAUCCUCGGUUCUGUGUCCCCUCCUGAACUGAGCUCUUCUCUGCAGCUUUGGAAUCUGAGAAUGCACAAAAAGAAAGUGACCCAUGUGGCCCUGAACCCAUGCUGUGAUUGGUUCCUGGCCACAGCCUCCGUAGAUCAAACAGUGAAAAUCUGGGACCUGCGCCAGGUUAGAGGGAAAUCCAGCUUCCUCUACUCGCUGCCGCACAGGCAUCCUGUCAAUGCAGCUCAUUUCAGUCCCGAUGGAGCCCAGCUCCUGACCACUGACCAGAAGAGUGAGAUCCGGGUUUACUCCGCCUCUCAGUGGGACUGCCCCCCAAGCCUGAUCCCGCACCCUCACCGCCACUUUCAGCACCUGACACCCAUCAAGGCAACCUGGCAUCCUCGGUACAACCUCAUUGUCGUGGGCCGAUACCCAGAUCCUAAUUUCAAAAGUUGUACCCCCCAUGAAUUAAGGACGAUUGAUGUGUUUGAUGGAAGCUCAGGAAAGAUGAUGUAUCAGCUGUAUGACCCAGAAUCUUCUGGUAUCAUGUCGCUCAAUGAGUUCAAUCCCAUGGGGGACACGCUGGCCUCCGUGAUGGGUUAUCACAUUCUCAUUUGGAGCCAGGAGGAAACUGGGAUGCGGAAAUGAGAGACAUUAAUGAAGGUGGGGGCCAAGCAAGGGCUUGGAGCCACAUGAGAACAAGUCCUGCGAGAAGAGGCGGCUUUGUGUUAAAGGGCCAGAGGUAUCCAAGCCUUAGGGUUGGAGCAGGGGCACUGGGACUGGGAAACUGGCAUGUUACUGCUCGGGACUUAGCUCCAGAAAUUUCUCCAGAGUUGGCGACCCAGCUGCCCCAAGGGUCGCUGCUGUAUCUAUCCUGCAGCCAAGCUUCUUGUCUUUCUCCUCUCUGACACACAGUGGCAGAGUGAUCAGGUAGUGGGUUUUGAUUUGCGCUCACUAUUGACAUAGCCAAUAAAACCAUACCCAAUUGAG
Vicugna pacos (alpaca) is the source of this 2102-nucleotide messenger RNA. NCBI's taxonomy places the organism in Eukaryota, Metazoa, Chordata, Mammalia, Artiodactyla, Camelidae. The record is from RefSeq and is a predicted model, not a curated record.